Molecule: messenger RNA, 746 nt
Organism: Lathyrus oleraceus (garden pea)
Lineage: Eukaryota; Viridiplantae; Streptophyta; Magnoliopsida; Fabales; Fabaceae
Product: 60S ribosomal protein L27a-3
Exons: 1
Coding region: 71-514 (147 amino acids)
Biological process (GO): translation
Cellular component (GO): ribosome; cytosolic large ribosomal subunit
Molecular function (GO): structural constituent of ribosome
Source: RefSeq, a predicted model, not a curated record
AAAAUGGUGAGCCACAAAAAAUACUGAAUCCUAAUUUUCACACUGGGGAAGAACAGAGAAGAAGGCGAAGAUGACAACCAGAUUGAAGAAGAACAGGAAGAAGAGAGGUCAUGUCAGUGCCGGUCACGGUCGUAUCGGAAAGCACCGGAAGCAUCCCGGAGGUCGCGGUAACGCUGGAGGCAUGCACCACCACCGGAUCCUCUUCGACAAGUACCAUCCAGGUUAUUUCGGUAAGGUUGGUAUGCGAUACUUUCACAAGCUUCGUAACAAAUUCUAUUCUCCCAUUGUGAACAUAGACAGGCUCGCUUCUCUGAUUCCUCAAGAGGUUAAGGACAAAGCUCUUAAGGAAAAGAAGGCUCCUGUUAUUGAUGUUACUCAGCAUGGUUACUUUAAGCUUUUGGGGAAAGGAGUUUUGCCUCAGAAUCAGUCUUUUGUGGUGAAGACGAAGCUUAUUUCUAAGAUUGCUGAGAAGAAGAUUAAGGAGGCUGGUGGAGCUGUUAUUCUUACUGCUUAGUUUUUUUAAUUGUUAUUGCUUUCGAUUUAGAACAAAUUAGGGUUUUUUUGCCCUUUUGGUUUUUGUUGUUGCUUUGUACUUUUUGAUAUUUCAUUAGUGUUUUUCAAUAUGAUUGCGAAAUUGAAUCUUAGGUUAUAGAAAUGAACUUCGAUGAAAUUUUGUUGUAAUAAGCACGUUUAUAUUGUUUACAUGCUCUGCAAAACAACCUCCUUAGUUUUGUUUUUCUGGUUUA